AACUUCUAGGAGGCUAACCAAAUCCCGGUGAUCAACUUUACGAAUUCCCCUUGGCAUGAGGUUUUGCAAUCUACCUGAAUUCCGUGGCCCAGGCUACUACUUAAGUAGUAGCUAUCCACACCUUGCUUGGCGUAGAGCCGAGAUUGAAUAUUGACGCCGUACCAUAACCAUGGUCGCCUGCAUCCCUUCGGUGGGCACCCGAGUAAUAAGCCUACGAAUCCGGGUCCUUCUCGAUCUCGGUUAGCUUGUAAUAGAACACGUUCGGCCAAGCCCAAGCGCGGGUAUUACCAACUGGGCCGGCUUCACCUCGAUGUUGGGCCUCGUGUUCAUCUUGGAGGUACCGUUGAAAACUUGAACCAUCAUCCCGCAAACUUGAAAGAGCAUGUCACUUUUGACUGAAACAUCUUUGGUUCACUGCAGAGCGAUGGCUUCUGUCGCUGUUGUCACUACCAAACAAUUGGAUGCUGUCCUUUGUACGAUGAAGCUUGCAACCUCUCUCUCAUUAGAGAUGGAGAUCAACGAAGCUCGGAUUGCCUUGCAGAGAGAUGCAGAAGAGUUAUCGAACAUAGACUCCGUGGUUGACAGCCUACAGGCUGAGAUCGAGGCAAUACACGUUCGCAUGGCUGUUCAGCAAGUGAAGCGGCGCGCUGUAGAAAUUCGCAUCCUGGAAAACAAAGCUCGCAUCAGUCCUGCGAGGUUCCUUCCUACAGAAAUUCUCCAGCAGAUAUUCAAAUCCUGCCUUCCUGACGAUCGAUAUGUCAUUCCCCACAUACUGUCCGCCCCGCUGUUACUUUGCCAAAUUUGUCGCCGCUGGAGGGACAUUGCAUUGGCAACACCAGAACUCUGGUCUUCUAUUGAUGUUCAUGACUGGGGCGUCUGGACUGCAAACUUCUACACGGCGAUGGUGGACCGUUGGCUUGCAGCGGCACGUAAUCGUCCGUUGGCUGUCAGUGUGGUGUGCCUGCAGAAGUGGGAUUGGUUUCGCCAGUAUGAUCCAACACAGUCAGGGCUUUUCCGCCUACUUACAUCACACUCGGCCCAAAUUCGCGAUCUUCAUAUACAGGCCAGCCGCGGCUAUAUUGAUGCAUUCAUUGCCAGCGGUUCCUACGCUGUAAAACACAUCUUAAUAUCCGUCAUGCCAACGUCGUUCCUUGUGAACUCUGGACAUCCUCUUGCCCUUUGCACGUCGAAUGUCACACACGUCGCCCUUUGUGGAAAGGAGGCACUCAUCAACCUUAUUCCAAGUGCCACAUUUCCUCAGAUCACCCACCUUACACUCGACAGACCAGGGGCAGAACUCGACUUCAUGAAAAUUCUCCUUGACUUCCCAGCGUUGCUUGAGCUGAAAAUCAAGCUUUCUUUACACCGCGAAAACUUGGAGAUAGUUAAUCCUUCCCCUAAUGCGAUGUCCCUCAUCAAGCAUCAGGCCUUGGAGAAACUGAGUAUAUACCUGUCAGAGGACGCGGUUCAGUUUGGGAAUGUGACACCCCUAGCUCGCAUCUUUGAUUCAUUGUCUCUGCCAUCUUUCGGGGAGUUGGCCUUUGUUGCUCUUGGCCCCAGCCGGGAGGCCACCAUUGACGAAUGGCUUCCUGAUUCGGUGAAGGUGUUGUUCAGUGGGUCAUCAUGUUCGGCCAAACGCCUUCUUUACCGCAAUUUCAAACACCCUCUGGACAUGAUUAGCUGCCGUGAACAGCUUAGGAUACUGGCCAUUGACUUGAGGGUUGAUAACGCUGGAUUCGGCUGUCAUUGGUAUGACAUUGCAUCCUAGCACACUUAGCUUCACACAUUUCAUGUGCACAUAUCACUAGGUAUUAGA
Suillus bovinus is the source of this 1816-nucleotide messenger RNA. RefSeq lists its product as uncharacterized. Bases 383 to 1768 code for a protein of 461 amino acids. The transcript has 2 exons. Gene Ontology annotation, molecular function: protein binding. The record is from RefSeq and is a predicted model, not a curated record. Lineage: Eukaryota; Fungi; Basidiomycota; Agaricomycetes; Boletales; Suillaceae.